AUGACGUCUUAUUUCCUUUUGCUGGUUCUUAUUCCGGCGUCAGCACUUAUUAUGGAGGAUACAGUGCCACCAAUGUUAGAAGAAUGCUACUCUGCGCAAGUUGCUAAAAAUACAACUCCAUAUGACGUUCAAACGAACUGUUUAGAAGGCUUUUUGGGACAAAUGUACAAAAAUACUAGCACUUUACGUCUAGGGAAGGAUGCAUUCGACUGGUUAGAUUCUCUUGGUAGAGAAUUACACAUUCGGCUGAGACGACAAUCAAGGGACAGGUAUAACAGAAACAGAUUGCGCGUACGGAAAGAAAUACGAACAUUAAGUGAAAAUGAAAGGGAAAAUUUUUUAGAAGCAGUACAAGCAUUGAAGGCAGAUAAAUCGGUCAAACCAAACCAAUAUGAUGUGCUUGCAUUGAUGCACCAAGGAAAUGCCGUAGAUUCUGCACAUGGAGGCCCAAACUUUGUCAGCUGGCAUAGAUAUUAUCUCUUAUUGUUCGAAGAUGCUCUUCGGAAGAAAAAUAGACGAGUGACUCUUCCAUACUGGGAUUCAACAUUAGAUUUCUUGAUGGAUAAACCAGAGGAUACUAUCUUAUUUACGGAAAUAUUUUUGGGGAACCCGAAAGGCAUUGUAUAUUCAGGUCCGUUUGCAUUUUGGUCAACUCCAACAAUUCCCAAAACAAUUUUAAGACGUGACAUUCCAGGAUCAUUCAGUUCUCUUAUUGAUCCGCAAAAAUUAAAACAAGUGUUUCGAAAAAAAUAUCACAGAGAAAUAUUAACACCGACAGCUGGAUCAGCCGAGGCCAAUCUUGAGGCACACCAUGAUGGUGUUCACGUGUGGGUUGGAGGUGAGGAUGGACAUAUGGGAGGCGUCUACACUAGUCCAAUGGACCCCGUUUUCUUUCUUCACCAUUGCUUUAUAGAUUAUCUUUGGGAAAAAUUCAGACAAAGACAGAAAAGGUUUAGAAUAAAUUCAGAAAAAGAUUAUCCAUCAACUUCUGACUCAUUUCAUUUACCAAAUAGACUUAUGGAUAACUUGAAACCACCAAAAAAGAAUAUUUAUGGGUACAGUAACGUAUUUACGCGUAAUAUUUACAGAUAUGCACCUGCCCCGACUUGUAAAAACAGAUGUGGAAGAGCUCAUAAAGGUUUUUUAUUUUGUGAUAGAAAGAAAAACGCAUGUGUUGCCAGAUCUAGAUAUGAUUUUAUGCGUGAAGAUGGAUUUAAAAGUGUUAAAAACUGGUACAAGGGGGGAAUUAAGAAUAGCAUACCAAACAGUCUUAAAACUCAAACAGUAAACACCAGGACACGUAUUCGAUCCAAUGUUGACGCCGAUGCAGGAGUACCCUCCGGGUUUGUUUUGAAAGAAGACAUCUCCAAAACUAAAGCUAACAAGGCUCCGCCAAUCAAACGAAAAUUUAAGGCGCGUAUUGUAGAUCCUAGAACUAACAGUCGUCAACGCAGAUCAGUUGAUGCUAUUUUCGUAGGCAAUAAUGUCAGAAUUGCCUUUGAUAUAAAUUUGCACCUGAAACAGGAGAUGAGAAAUAAUAGUUCAUUCAAUUGGAUUCCAUAUAACUUAGACAAUUUGGCUGUGUCCCCAAUAGCGAUAAUAAACAAACACGAAAGAAAUCGUAGCCCAGGACAUGACCCACUUAAAACCGAAAGAACAUUCAACAUUUCAUUUCAAACUGAUGGAUUUUCCUAUAGUGGUAGACAUCUGGAAUACAUUUCUGUAGAUGAACGCACACUCACGUCUGAAUCAGUUGGUCUUAUUGCUUUUGAGAAACCAGUAUCUGGAGAAACAAAAGCCUAUGUAAGGGCGUACGACUCUUACGGUAAAUUAUGUCAACCAAGUUGUCUGGUAUCAAAAUUAACGUAUAAGGAAUGUUCUGGGAUGAUAAAGAUUACAUCCGAUUAUCCUCGUAUGUAUGUGGAUUCAUAUGAUUCAGAUUCAGAUAUGAAACCAUUUUUGAAGUUCGUUUGUGUAAAUUAA
Molecule: messenger RNA, 1983 nt
Organism: Mytilus californianus (California mussel)
Lineage: Eukaryota; Metazoa; Mollusca; Bivalvia; Mytilida; Mytilidae
Product: tyrosinase-like protein
Exons: 3
Coding region: 1-1983 (660 amino acids)
Molecular function (GO): oxidoreductase activity
Source: RefSeq, a predicted model, not a curated record